AUGUCGCGUGUCUGCGCUGCAGCGCGGUGGCGCAGAGCGGUCAUCAAAGUUUUGGAUCAGGAAGCUGAGCACAAUGACGCGGUGCUUCCUUCGACGUCAGCGAAGAUUGACAAACAGAUCAGCAAAUUUGGUCGUAAGUUUGGCGAUUUCUGCACUAAGCGUGGGCGGUUUUCGGAAGCUGAGUACUGCUUUAGCAAGGCGCUGCGUGCAUGUGAGCGCUUGAACUUGGAUACCUCGAUUUUUUUUGUGGACGUGGAAGUUGCCUUGGCAAAUGUACUGAAUCGCCUCCGCCGUCAUCAAGAUGCUGCGUGUGAACUGACAAAAGCGAUCGGAAUUCUGAAUACCGAAAAUGCCCCGGCCAGAAAAUUUAUGCGAGUUUACCAAGAGCUUGCAGUGUCGAUGCAAGGAGUGGAGAUGUACGAUGUAGCGGAGGACUACUAUCAGAAGGCUUUGGCUAUGGCAGGAGAAGCAAUGGGAAAUAAUAGUUUGGAGUAUGCAAAAACCUUGAACUCAUAUGCAAGCUUUCUGUGGGAGAAGGAUGACUAUUGCGAGGCCGAGAAAGCUUUCUUGCAAGUGUACAACGUGGCAGAGAGACUGUUGGGUCCUCAACACACCAACUCCGCAGCGACCAAGCAGAACCUCGGACUUCUGUAUUACAAUAUGGGAAAGUAUGAUGCUGCCAAAGAGUGCUUGAGAGAAGCCUUGGCUGUGCAGAGAGAAAACUGUGGUCCAAAAAGUGUGCCAUGUGCCCGUAUCAUGAACAAUUUGGGGCAAGUUUUUGAUUCGAUGGGCGCUGUGGAACAAGCCGAAGAAAUGUAUGAGGGAGCUUUGGAGGUCUUUGCAAAAGAGAUGGGUGAAAGAAACCAGUCCUACGCUUUGACGUUGAACAACCUUGGCCUGGUUUAUCGCCAGACCAAACCUGGUGAUCCUUGCAUUGAGACAAGUUUCAAGAAGUCGAUGUCCAUUCUCCAGGAGGUGCUGGGAUGCAAUUCCUUGCACUACACUCUUCCUUUGCACAACUUGGCAGACUGUUACAAAGAAGCCAAGCGAUUUGCUGAAGCAGAGGAAUUGUUCAAAGAGGCAUUGAAACAUCAACUCGCACUUAGCCCAGGGCACUCAAGGGUCGGAGAGACUCUCAAGAAUUUGGCUGGUUUGCACAGCUUGAUGGCGUUGGAAGAAGAGGAGGGUCAGCAGUUCGAGCGGUUGAAGAAUGAGGCCGAGAAUGAAUUCCGACAGGCCCUAGAGAUCAAGGCUACUACAUGUGGUGAAGCGCAUCCUUUGUUCUCAGAGAUGUUGCAUGAGUACGCUAUUCAUGCGUAUCGGCUGGGUGACCUCGAGGGUGCCAUGAGCAUGUGUCAGCGGCUGAUGUCAAGCCAUAGCAAGUUUGUGUCAAAGAUGCUUGGCGAUUUGUUGGAGUUGCAGCGAGUGUGGUACCUGCGCCACUGCAGAUUCGACGUGUCUGGUCCACUGUUGGUGCUGACGAAAUGUUUGGAGAGCGAGGAUUUGACUCAAGAGCAAAAAGGAAGCUUCCUCAAAAGCUGUCACACACAUCUGAUCAAGCGAAAAGGCUUAGCUUACAGCAAGUCGUCAGAUGUGUUGGCCUCUGACGAGCUCCGCAGCAUCCGCAAAAAAUAUGUGGCGAGUGUAUUCUCAGAAGGCAACGCAGAGGACACAUACAAGCUUCGUGAAGCCAUGGAGAUGAUAGAGUGCGAUCUGCACUGCCAGGCGACAGCUAGCUCGAAUGAAAGUUGUGAAGAUGUGAUGGGACGUGUGCCCGAGGGGUCUCUUCUCUUGGAUUUUACCGUAUAUGAAUCAGGGCCUGGAAAAGAUGACCUGCGGUAUGGCGUGUUUGCAUUGACGCAGUCAACUGCCAGGUUCUAUGCCUUCAGCAAGGCAGAUGUGGAUGAACGUGUUAGCCAGGUUCUUUCCUUACUCGGAAUGCCUCGGCUCCGCAAGACACGCUCAGAUGAAUGUUCAGCUAGCCUCGAAGCCCUCACCGAGAUGAUUCUAAAGCCUGCCUUGGGGCAACUCCCUUGGAACAUGUCACGAAUAGUUAUUUGUGCUGAUGGCGACAUUGCCCGGUUUCCUUUCUGUUUGAUGCGCGUGCAAGGAGAAUACAUCAUACAAUCUGUGGACAUCCAGUAUUUGGGGAAUGUACGAGACCUACUCAGUAGCCCCCACAAGUCCAAGAGCCAGCAUUGCGCCAUCUUUGCAGUUUGUGAGUUUGAUGGACUUCCAGCUCAGCCUGCAACCGUGAAGGGCUGGGAUUUCACGGCGCUGCCUGGCGUGGAGGCUGAAGUCAAAGUGGUUGAGCAAAAGCUGAAGCGUAUUUGUCAGGACAUCAGGUUGUACGAAAAAUCAAGCGCCACCAGAGAAGCUCUGCUGAACAUCUGCGACCCCCGGGUGUUGCACAUUUCGACGCAUGGCUUCUUCCAACCUUCCGAAAUGGAUCAGGUUGUUUCGAGUGAAGCCAGAGUGAAAAGACGACUUGAAGAAGUACUGACGCGGGUCAACAAGCGGGAAAUGGAGAGUGCGCACCCGAUGCUGCGCUCUGGCCUCGCGUUGCCCACUGCAGAAGCAUGGCAGAACAAGGUCUGCGAUGAACCUGGCGUCAUUUUUGCUUUGGAACUGCAGGGUCUUUCCCUGCAAGAGACAGACCUGGUGGUUGUCACUGCUUGCCGCACUGCCCUUGGCACUCUUGAAUGGGGAGAAGGGGUCAUUGGUUUGGGCCGGGCAUUCUUGAACGCAGGUGCUAACGCAGUGCUGCUGAGCACACUGGACGUGCAAGACGGAGAGACUGCCACCUUCAUGGAGUGGUUUUAUGACGCCUACUGCCGAGGAAACAGUCCAGCGGCAGCAUUGCGAGAAGCACAGAAGAAGGCUUUGGAACACAGGUGGCAUCCACCACUCUGGGCAGGCUUCAUGGUCAUGCAGAAAUCAAUCUCAUGA
Symbiodinium sp. CCMP2592 is the source of this 2949-nucleotide messenger RNA. Lineage: Eukaryota; Dinophyceae; Suessiales; Symbiodiniaceae. The record is from the annotation of a GenBank genome assembly.